UGAGGAGGAGGGGGAUAUGUGCGUAAAGAAAAGACCUUACGUCACGUGACCGCCCCUUACUCCCAAACCCAUCAUUUGAGGAAUAACGUAACAUAUUUGUGUGUUAGCUUUGAUAGAUCUGGCCUUUUCCUCUGAUGUGUUUUAAAGCAGAUUGAUCCAUAGGAUGCUAUUUAAACGACCGGAGGGAUUCUAGCGACAUUCUCGGACUAAACUGGAGUUUGGUUUAAAAGGCAGCUGAGAUUGACGUCUGUGUGUUUGCAAGUGGAGGAAAAUACUGACAGGUCAUCAUGGCAGAAAACAACUUCCCUCCCCUUCCUCGGUUCAUCCCCCUCAAGCCAUGUUUUUACCAAGACUUCAAUGAGAUCCCAGACCAGCGUCGCACCAUGUGCAAGAGGCUCUACUACCUCUGGAUCUUGAAUAGUGCCACACUGGCUGUUAAUCUGAUUGGCUGCCUGGCGUGGAUGUGUGGAGGUGGCGGAGCGACCAACUUCGGCAUGGCCAUCCUGUGGCUGAUCCUCUUCACGCCCUGCUCCUACGUGUGCUGGUUCAGGCCCAUCUACAAGGCCUUCAAGACCGACAGCUCUUUCAACUUCAUGGCUUUCUUCUUCGUCUUCAUGGCCCAGGUGGUGAUCAGUAUUAUCCAGACGGUCGGCAUUCCUGGCUGGGGAGUGUGUGGCUGGCUGGCUACCAUCACCUUCUUUAGCACCAACAUCGGCUCAGCUGUGGUCAUGCUGAUUCCCACCAUCAUGUUCACUGCGGUGGCUGUGCUCUCCUUCAUUGCCCUCACAAAGGUUCAUAACUUCUACCGUGGCAGUGGUGGCAGCCUGGGAAAGGCCCAAGAGGAGUGGGCCUCUGGAGCCUGGAAGAACCCCCACGUCCAGGAGGCGGCCCAGCAGGCGGCCAUGGGAGCCGCGCAGGGAGCCAUGCAGCAGAACCAGUACUCAGCAGCUCCCACUUACAACUACGACGACCCGAUGUAGGGCAGAGGAGGGGGCGAGGCUGCAGAGUGGGGGAGAUAAAAAGGGAUCAAUUAAGAACACAAUUCAGAAUUAGGUGCCCGUCGUUAUAACACUGUACAAGCUGAAUCCAACCAGAACAAUGUAGAGAAAAGUCUUUUGGUGGAAAUGUACUUUUAUUGCAUUCUGACACACGUGGGAUUUAAUAUUUUAAGUUGGUUCACAUUUAAAUCAACAGCCAGUUAUUUAAACUUUUUAAUCUCUUAUGCUGCUCAGUUUUAGCGGGUCAAUGUGCGUGUUGCUUUCAAAGGGAAACACAGCUCAAACUAAUCCCCUGAGCCUCAUCAGUUUAUUCAGGUAGGUUCAUCUGUGCUCAGUGACUCCUCAGCCUGUGUCACACUCUUAACAUCUUUUUAUGACUUUUUAUGUGCUUUUUUUAUUUGCCGUAGUAGCUAUGUCGUCAAAAGUUUACUUUCAUUAGCCUUGAAGGUCACCAAAAACUAAAAACAUUUGAUGUUCAGCUGACAAGUCUCUUUAUAGUUAUCAUUCAACUAUUUGAAAAAUGGGCUUAUUCGCUUUCUUGCUUGGAGUUGGAUUAGAAGAUUGACACCACUGUAACAUAUGAAAAUAGCACUAGCAGCUGGUUAGCUUAGCUUGGCAUAAAGACUGGAAAAAGGGGAAAACUUCAGUUAGCACGUGUGUAUACAGGGUUUUUCAAAUGUUAAAAAUAGAUGAUAGACUGCUUUUCCAUUGCCAGAAGACC
Messenger RNA from Plectropomus leopardus (leopard coralgrouper), 1719 nucleotides. It is a transcript of the gene scamp5a, whose product is annotated as secretory carrier membrane protein 5a. NCBI's taxonomy places the organism in Eukaryota, Metazoa, Chordata, Actinopteri, Perciformes, Serranidae. Gene Ontology annotation, cellular component: recycling endosome membrane; trans-Golgi network membrane. The record is from RefSeq and is a predicted model, not a curated record. Gene Ontology annotation, biological process: protein transport.